This is a messenger RNA of Danaus chrysippus (African queen), 3126 nucleotides long. The record is from the annotation of a GenBank genome assembly. NCBI's taxonomy places the organism in Eukaryota, Metazoa, Arthropoda, Insecta, Lepidoptera, Nymphalidae.
AUGAAUGGGGGAGUGAAUGGUACUAUGGAGGACCUCAAGGAGUUAUCUCAAAAAGAUUCCCCGGAACAUAAUGUGGAUACCAAUGAAGAGACCAGUCUGGAAACAAAACAUUGCGAAAGUAGUCAAUUAGAACCUUAUGAUCAUGCUGCCAACAAUACUGAAGGCUUAGAAAAUAAUGAUAUAGUAUUAGCAGAAGAUACAAAUAGUUACAGUACAGCGGACCAUGAACCAGACAAAUGCCUUAUAGAAACGGAUGUGCAGCAACAUGAAGAUGUCUGUAACAAUACUUUAGAAAAACAUUGUAGUGAUAGCAAUGAAUCACAUACUGAUUCUUUGAAUAUUCAACUGAACUCUGAAUGUGCACUCGAGGAGCCAGUGGGCUCUUUACUACAAAUAGAUAACAGUAAAGAAGAUAGAGUUCAUUCUAAUAAUGGGAUAUCCGACGAAGUUGAAACGGAGAAUGAAUCAUCAGAAGAUGAUUCUUCGGAGACUUCAUUAGAACCAAGAGCAGAGGAAACCGUCAGCAUUAAUUCAGAAUCAGAAACAGAAGUGCAAGAUGAUUCCUCCCAAGAAAGUGAACAUAGAUUACAAAAUAAUGAUGUAGUCUUACCACAAAAUGAUAGGUCUGAUACACUUAAUGGAAGUUUAAACGACUGCUCAAGCUCCGAGGUUCAUGAAAUUCCUAGUGAUAAUGAAGAUUGUGUUAUAGAAGAGGAGCAAAAACCAGUUGUGGACAAUAAAGUGACUCAGUUAAGAAGAAGUAGCAGGACUAUCAAAAGAAAAAGGUACGAUGAUGAAAUAGGAAACGGUGAUCGGGAAUCCGACUUAGAGGACCUUGUUCUCGAUGAUUGUUAUAAGCGGAAAACAAAACCUAUAUUUAUUAAUGACACUAAAGCUUUGGUCGAGAUGGUUUCGAAGCAAAUGAAAUCAGGUUUUCAAAAGAAAGAACCUACGGUAGUUAUCAUUGAUACAAAUUCCACUGGAAAAGCGCAUUCAGUGAAAAGGAAUAAUAUGUCGUCUAUUAGUUCGUCUCUAGCCGCUCAAAGCUUAUAUCAAAGUAUCGUAGCCCGCGGCACCACGGUCACUCCUGUUAGCAGCAAGAAUAAUAACUUGUCGAGUCAAAGUAACUCCAGCUCACAGCCGUUGAUACUACCUUCUCUAACAGAUGAUAUGUUCGUUGUUGAAGCACCUUCUUUCAUAGUACCUUAUGUAUAUGAGAAACCUUCUAUAAAACCUUUUAGAGAAUUUGUAAAUAAUUUAGGUAACGAAUUAAAAGAGCAAAGAGCCAAAGAAGAAAAAGAGCUGAAGGAUAAAGAAAAAGAAGAGAAAGCAAAGGAUAAAGUGAAACAAGAAAAAACGGAAAGUGAUGAAUUAGAAGAGUCAGAAGAAGAACACGAAGAUGAUGGCAAAAAGGAGAGUGUAGCUGAAGAAAAAAGUAAAAAGAAGUCUGAAGAUAAAAGAGACAGACGUCGGACCGGCCAUGAUGAUGAUGCUUCCUGGGAUGGCGAAUCAUCUACAGAUACUGAGGAAGAAAUCGGAACUGACGAAGAAGAUAAGACCGUCGUAAUUAAAGACAAGGCCGAUGCUAUUGAUGAUAUAAAAGAUGUCACAGGAUUGACUGUAGAAAAAGUUGUCACUGGAAAAUCGGAUAAUUAUUUUGAUCUCUCCCUUGGUAAAUUUUUCAUGAAUAUCGGCCUCAAUCUUGUUCAGGAGUUUGUGCAAAAUGAUUUACUUAAGCAACAGAACAGAAAGCUUUACAGAGAAAAGAAAGCUGGACAUAGUACAAAAAUUACAGAGUCAUCGAUAGUAUCACUUACCAAGAAUCUAGAAUUCAGUAAGGAAAACAAUGCACCAUACAGGUUUAAACAACAUAAAUGUGAGUUUUGUAGUUUCAAAUCUGAGUCACUGCUGGUCAUGGCUCAUCAUUUGGAAACACCUCAUAUGAAAAAUAGUGUUUAUAAGUGCAACUUUUGCUCUUAUGAAAGUAGAAGUCCUCAUGAUAUACUGUACCAUUUGGAAGCUGAGCAUAAUACCAGAGGGAAGUUGGAAAGGGCACCCUCAAAUCAUCAGUGCGCUAAUUGUCCUUUUGAAGAUAAUGGAAAAGGAAAGCUCGCUCGCCACAUAAUAUCAUGUACGAAAAAGUUUAAACCAGAAUUUAAUUUGUCUCCACCCAUUGAAUGGGAACCCCCAGCAAAAAUACCAAAGAUUGGACGAGCUCGUAAUCCUAUGAUGGGUUCAUAUACAAGUUCUUUUCACCGAGGGCAAGUGGGUAAUAAUAUAGGCAGGCCACCUAUAGGUAACGUUAUGACGUCAUCUGGCUAUCGUCCUCGAGGUCGAACUCCUAUGUCCAUUCCGCCCAGAUCUAGUCCUGUUCAGGGUAUUCCGAUACUUCGCAGCGGAAUAAUGGUCAGGCAUGCAAACGCAUCUGGUGCCAAUUUUCCUAAUAAUGGAAAGAACUUAGGAGUAUCCAAAUCUCUCCAUCAACCAUCCAUAUCCAUCACUACAUUGCCACGGCAGCCACAACCACAACAACAGCCACAGCCAUCACAACAGAAUAAGAACACAUGUGUGAUCUGUGAAAUAUGUGAUGGUUAUAUUAAAGAUUUGGAGCAAUUGAGAAACCAUAUGCAAUGGAUACACAAAGUGAAAAUCCAUCCUAAAAUGAUAUACAAUCGGCCCCCUCUCAAUUGUCAAAAAUGUCAAUUUAGAUUUUUCACAGACCAGGGCUUGGAGCGACAUCUGUUGGGAUCUCAUGGCUUAGUUACAAGCUCUAUGCAGGAAGCAGCGAAUAAAGGCAAAGAUGCUGGCAGGUGUCCCGUUUGUGGAAGGGUGUACCAAUGGAAGCUUCUAAACCACGUCGCAAGAGAUCAUCACUUAACGUUGAAGCCAGCCCACCUGUCAUAUAAAUGCACUGUUUGUACAGCAACUUUCGGCAUGUAUAAGCAAUUUGAAAACCACGUUUAUUCGGCUCAUAGCGUUGUAGCUAAACGUGUUAUGGACAAAGGGAAACCAGCGCCUUCGACGAAGGCUGGACAGUCACUAUUAAAGCCAUUGAAGAUUAACGACGAAAUCACAAUCAUACCGCAACCAGUUAAACCUACCACACCACCGAGUAAAGAGAAAUAG